GGUGCGGCUGCCUCGGGUUACAGAGCCCCGGGAAGAGGGGAAGGAAGGGAAGGAGCGGAUGCCUUUGGUUUGUUGUCAUCAGCUCGGAGCCAUCCCGGGAAGGGGCUGCUGCUCCCGCAGGAAUUCUCCGCCGCUGGAGCUGCGCGGGCAGGCCCGGGCUCGGCGCCCCCGGCCGCCCCGAGGGCUCUGCUAUGAUCCGGGAGCAGCAUGGGCAGCGUCAGCAGCCUCAUCUCGGGCCACAGCUUCCACAGCAAGCACUGCCGCGCCUCGCAGUACCGGCUCCGCAAAUCCUCGCACCUCAAGAAGCUCAACCGCUACUCGGACGGGCUGCUGCGCUUCGGCUUCUCGCAGGACCCGGGCCACAAGGCCGGCUCCAAGAGCAGCAAAAAUGAAGAUUUCUUUUACAUCAAGGUCAGCCAGAAGGCGCACGGCUCGCAGCAGCGGCCGGACUACACCGCCCUGGGGGGCGGCGAGCUGGGCGCGCCCGCCGGGACCAGCGGGCUGGACUUCGGCACGCCCACGCCGCAGAAGCUGAUGCCCUUCCCCGGCCAGCUGGAAGUGGCCGGGGAGAAGCCGCUGCCUCGCCCCACGGCCUUCAAGCCGGUGCUGCCGCGCUCCGGGGCCAUCCUGCACCCGUCCCCCGAGGCCGGGGGGCCCCUGGGCCCGCAGCUGCACCCCCCGGAGAAGGGCAAGGAGCAGGAGCUGCGGCCGCUGCCGUGCUCGGGGGGCCUCUCCGACUCCGGCCGCAACUCCAUGUCCAGCCUGCCCACGCACAGCACCAGCAGCAGCUACCAGCUGGAGCCCCUGGUCACCCCCAUGGGCCCCCUGAGCCGCUUCGGGGGCUCUGCCCACAACAUCCUGCAGUGCGCCGUCAUCCAGGACAGCAACAUGAUGAGCCUCAAGGCCAUGUCCUUCUCCGACGGCGGCAACAAGAUCCUGAACCCCGGCAAGGCCCCCCAGCACCACCACCCCGGCGAGAAGAGCGCCUGUGUGCGCUCGCCCCUCGCCACCGACGACUGCACCGUGCAGGAGCUGGAGCAGAAGCUGCUGGAGAGGGAGGGGGAGCUGCAGGAGCUGCAGUCAAGCUUCGAGGAGAAGGAGAUCAGCUCCUGCCAGGCCUACGAGGAGAAGCAGCGGCGCUGCAAGGAGGAGCUGGAGGGGCUGAAGCAGAAGUGCAACAGCAAGCUGAAGCAGACCUCGCAGAAAACGCAGCGGACGCAGCAGGUGCUGCACCUGCAGGUGUUCCAGCUGCAGCAGGAGAAGCAGCAGCUGCGGGAGGAGCUGGAGAAGCUCAUGAAGGAGCAGAACCUGCUGGAGACCAAGCUGAGGUCCUACGAGAAGGAGAAGACCAGCUUCGCCCCGGCGCUGGAGGAGACGCAGUGGGAGGUGUGCCAGAAAUCCGGGGAGAUCUCCCUGCUGAAGCAGCAGCUGAAGGAGUCGCAGACCGAGCUCACCACCAAGACCACGGAGAUCCUGAGCCUGAAGGCGCAGCUGAAGGAGCUGAGGCUGAAGAUGGAGGGGCUGGAGGUGAAGGCGCAGGAGCUGGAGGUGUCGCUGCGCACCAAGGCCAUGGAGCUGGAGGUGUGCGAGAACGAGCUGCAGCGCAAGAAGAAUGAGUCGGAGCUGCUGCGGGAGAAGGUGAACCUGCUGGAGCAGGAGAUCCUGGAGCUGCGCUCCGAGCUGGCCGCGCUGCGGGAGCAGCUCAGCGAGGCCCGCCAGGGGCCCCGGCCGGGCGGGGACGAUGCCCAGGCCCUGCAGGGGCAGCUGGAGCGGCUGCGGGCAGAGCUGAAGGCCGAGCGUGACAACAACGAGCAGAUGAGCUGCAGCUUCCAGCACGAGCGGCAGACGUGGAAGGAGGAGAAGGAGAAGGUGAUCCACUACCAGAAGCAGCUGCAGCAGAGCUACCUGCACAUGUACAAGAGGAACCAGAGCCUGGAGAAGAUGCUGCAGCAGCUGGCGGCGGGCGAGGAUGGCAAGGAGCCCAUCGAGCUGGAGAUCCCCGGCGCCGACGUCCCCUACGAGGACAUCAUCGCCACCGAGAUCUGAGCCAGAUCUGAGCUGAGAUCUGACCCAGGAUCUGAGCCAGAUCUGAGCCGGGAUCUGAGCCAGGAUCUGAGCCAGGAUCUGAGCCAGAUCUGCACUGAAAUCUGAGCUGAGAUCUGAGCCGAGAUUUGCACCCAGAUCUGUGCUGAGAUCUGAGCCAGAUCUGAGCCGAGAUCUGAGCCGAGAUCUGAGCCGGGAUCUGCACUGAGAUCUGAGCCAGGAUCUAAGCUGAGAUCUGAGCCCAGAUCUGCUCGACAUCUCCACCGCCGGCCCCUCCUCGCAGCCCGGGAGAGCCCCGGGCCCCCUGUACAGCCGAGCUGAGCCGUGUCCCCCCGUCCCUGCGCCGCCCGUCGUGUUCCAGAGGUGACCAAGCCACUCGUGCCAAUGGUGACGUGCCCGCAGCUCCCCUGCCCCGACACCGCCCCCUCUGCCCCGGGGACCAGGGCUCCAGGGAAUUCCCUGCCAUCCGUGCCCAGGGGAUGCUCCGUGCCAGGCUCGGGGGAGCCCGGCCUGGCACAGCCCCAGAGAUGGCACAGCACAGUCCUGCCACUGAUGGUGACAGGAAUCUGUCCCAGUGUGUGCCCAGCCCCGGGGGUGGCACAGCCCCGGGGAUGGCACAGCCCCAGGGGUGGCACAGCACAGUCCUGCCGACUGCCUGUGACAGGAAUCUGCCCCAGCGCCCUGGAGGAAGCUCCCACUCCUCCUCCUCACCCUCCGUCGGCGCCACUCCCAGCGCCGUGGGAGCACAGAGCCACCUCCUGCCACUGCCACAUGCCCCCUGCCAGCCCCUGCGGGCCUCAGGAAGGUCCCACCCGCACACAGCCCCAGCCCCAACCCCGGAAUCCCCGCUCAGUCCGAGCACAGCCCACCCUGCACUGCACCCACAGCACUCCCAGCCCUCCCUGCCCGCCAUUCCCAGCUCUCACGGACAAGGACUCCGUCCCUUUUCCCGGAUCCGAGGAUUCACAGGAACGUCCCCGCCACGGCCUGACCAAGGGCGGGGUUUGUGUUCACCCCACGGCCUCGCACUCGCUGGGGCUGUCCCCCCCGGGACCCCCGGCUGCCUUAUCUCCUCCCGGGCCCGGAUCCCGCGGGAUCCGCCAAGGGAAGCUGGAGAGGACACCCAAAACAGCCACUUCCACCUUAAUCUCUACCCCAGCUCUUAAAACAUCCUCCUGCCACCGGCGAGUGGCUCCACGGAUGAUGAGGUGGCGCUGCUGGUGACCCUCGUGUCCCCCUGGCUGGGGAGGGAACCAGCAGGGCCCGGUUUGUGGGGUGGGGGCUCCAGCCCGCGCCCCCCGUGCCAGUGCAAUGAGAAUUUUGCUGCAAUUCUUGACCCACUGCCCCAUUCCAGGGCUCACAGAGGGGGUUCUUGCACAAUCCCAACGCCGCCAAUUCGGCCAAGGGCUCCAAGCUGUGCAAAAUUCCGCGUCCCUCGCGCCAUUCCAGCCCGGAAAGGGGCACACAGGAACCAGUCUGUGCCUUCUGUGCCCGGCCCUGAGCACCCCAAACCACUGCCCCAGGGCUCCUGGCUGGGCCUGGCACUGCCCAGCUGGGCCUGGCACUGCCCAGGCACUCCUGGAAUUGCCUAAUCUGUCCUGGCGCUGCCGAGCCUGUCCUGGUACUGCCCAACCACUCCUGGUACUGCCCAACCACUCCUGGCACUGCCCAGCUGAACCUGGCACUGCCCAGCUCCUGGCAUUGCCCAGCUGAACCUGGCACUGCCCAGCCUGUCCUGGCACUGC
Molecule: messenger RNA, 3788 nt
Organism: Prinia subflava (tawny-flanked prinia)
Lineage: Eukaryota; Metazoa; Chordata; Aves; Passeriformes; Cisticolidae
Gene: LZTS1
Product: leucine zipper tumor suppressor 1
Exons: 4
Coding region: 208-2046 (612 amino acids)
Biological process (GO): regulation of dendrite morphogenesis; regulation of synaptic plasticity
Cellular component (GO): dendritic spine
Source: RefSeq, a predicted model, not a curated record